AUGGAGGAGGACUUCAGAAAUGAGGAAGCUCGUAUGCGAGGACAAAAGUGUUACAUCUGCAAGGAACAGUAUGCAAAUGUUUUGUGUUGCGCGAAGAAGUGCUUCCGUUCAUUUCAUUCGCUUUGUGAGAUGCAGAAUGAGUGCCUGUCGCAUUACGUGGAUACGUUCCAGUCGUGGGGCGAUAAGGACGUAGCACUGGUGGGUAAGGUGAAAUACUCCGAGACCGAAGCCUGUGGGAUUUGCUACGAUGAGAUGAGACCGUACAGAAAGCUGGAAUCGAUUCAUGCCCCGUGCUGUCUGAAUGUCUGGUUCCAUCGGAGCUGCGUGGCACAGUUUGCCCAAUCGGCGGGGUAA
Messenger RNA from Ochlerotatus camptorhynchus, 354 nucleotides. Its product is annotated as G2/M phase-specific E3 ubiquitin-protein ligase-like. The coding region runs from base 1 to 354 and encodes 117 amino acids. Lineage: Eukaryota; Metazoa; Arthropoda; Insecta; Diptera; Culicidae. Gene Ontology annotation, cellular component: nucleus. The transcript has a single exon. The record is from RefSeq and is a predicted model, not a curated record.